AUGGCUUCUUGUGGCUUUCCUGACAUAUUUUCCUGGAUUCAAACCCUCCCAUCGAUCGCUCAAUGGCCAACACCUUCCAUGUCCAUAUCCAUAUGUUCUUCAAGUUCAUCACAACCAUCUCUCAAACUCUGCGUUUCCAAAAAUCUCCAAAACCCUACUUUCUCUUUUGCUAUACUAGCAGACUUCAAUCUCCCCAUCUCCCUUUGGACCUCAAAGCAGUUCAAAUUCAACCCUAAAUCCACCAACUUAAUAACCCAAGAAGCACUUUCCAGCCUCUUAGUCAAUUUCAUUGAAGAUGUCCUUCGUUACGGCUCGAGCAAGAACAAUUUCUUGAUCAAAUUUCUCAAAUUCGACUCCAUUGCCAACUUUGGCGAUGUUUUUAACCUCGCAUUUGUCACGCUCGUCUUUCUUGUUUGCAUCUAUGAAGCCCCCGCGGGUCUCCGGUCGGGAUGGCUCAAUACUCUCAAGAAUUACUUGGCUAAUUGUUGGUCAAGACAAUCAUCAAAGACCCUAAUGAAGUUAUUAGGAUCCAAUUUGGAGGAGGAAUGGAUGAGGUCAAUCAAUCUUGCAAUCACCAAUUGGAUUCUUGAGCUUCAAGCCACCCAGGGAACCCUCAUGAAAACACCUUCACCACUCUUCUCUUAUGGUUUUUCAGCAUUUGGGUUGUGGAAAGUCCAAUUGUAUUGUCCUCUCAUAGCCAUGGACAUUGCCAAAUCCAGCAAUAUCUCUGUUGAUGAAAGGCUCCAAUUCUCUCUGAAUUUCCACCAGCUUGAGGGUGUGCUUCAAUUCAAUUACAAUGUCAUGGUUCAAGAGAGGUGGAUUGAUGUGAUGCUAAACAUUGAUAACAUAAGGUGUGAUGUGAUCAGUCUUGUGAAUGAGAGACUAAUGAACGAGCAAGGCGCCGGGGUAUCUGAAAAGCACUUCCCUUCAAGAAUUUCAUUACAAGUUACUCCAACUACACAAACAAAUGUGCUAAGCGUUUCAGUUGGCAAGUCUUCUGAAAACCCUGCAAUAGAGAUUGGCAAGGAAAAAGGCAUAGAAGGCUCGUUUGAACCCCCAAACCCUUACUUGGCGCUCAAGGUAUCAGCUAGCGAGACCAUAACAAUGAGCUUAAAACCCUGGAAGUUUGAGGAAUCAGUGUACGGAUAUAGCGCAAAUUUGAACUGGUUUCUUCAUGACAGUGUGGAUGGAAGAGAGGUCUUCUCUUCCAAGCCAUCAAAGUUUCAAUUGAUCAACCCCAAAGCUUGGUUCAAAGAUAGAUACUCUAGUGCAUAUAGGCCUUUCACAAGGCAAGGAGGGGUUGUUUUUGCUGGUGAUGAGUAUGGAGAGGGUGUGAUUUGGAAGGUGGACAAAGCUGCAAUGGGAAGAACAAUGGAUUGGGAAGUUAGAGGGUGGAUUUGGUUAACAUAUUGGCCUAACAAACAUAAAACUUUUUAUACUGAAACCAGAAGGUUGGAAUUUAGAGAAAUCCUCACCCUUACAAUUGCUUAAUUUCUCUUUGGAGCCAACAAUUACUUUUGCUUAAUCUAGGAUACUCAUUUUCAAGUGUAAUUUGAUUUGCAUUUUUAUGGCAAUAACGUACUUCAAAUUGAUUUGAUCUUA
This is a messenger RNA of Malus domestica (apple), 1602 nucleotides long. RefSeq lists its product as uncharacterized. The record is from RefSeq and is a predicted model, not a curated record. Lineage: Eukaryota; Viridiplantae; Streptophyta; Magnoliopsida; Rosales; Rosaceae.